UCUCAGAUUUUUUGUUUUAUUUUAUUUUUUUAAAAGAAAUUAUAUACUCUCUCCUAUGCCCUAAUUAUCUUUUCCAUCUCCCGCCGCCGCUCCCUCUAUAAUUGAUCCCCCCUUCUCCCUAUCUCUCUCUCUCUCUCUCUCUCUCGGUUCCCCGGCAGCCACUCACCCCUCUUCUCUCUACUGCCGCACUGGGCUCCGGCGCUGCUUUUUCUCUGUAGCAGCAGGAGUGAUCGGCUCCCACACGACGGAAGUUGUUUCCUCACUCUCGUCUUCUCUCUUCGGUGAUCGACAGCCACACCGGUCUCCCCGCUUUCGGUUCCUUCCUUCAGUCUGCCAGUCCCCUUUUCCUCUCUCCUGCACCACACGACGUAGUCGUUUCAUCUCUGCUGUGCCCCCGAUCCCUGGCUGCCGCUCCCCUCUCGGUUCCCAGCUCUGGUCCGUUGCUCCCCUAUCGAUGCCCUUGUCCGAGAAGGUCGGCUCGCCUUGAAAUCAGGUACAGAGGCAAUGAUGAUGCCCUAAAAAACCUCUCGUGCCCUCAUCUCUCUACAACAAUGGUGUAGUAGCUUGGAUGGCCUAUUAGCCAACCACUACUCCUAUUGUUGUAGAGGGAGAGGGAAGGGUGGGAGAAAAUUUUCAAUCUGAACCUCUUUUUUCAUUCGCAUGAAUCCUUUCGAUGUGGCUGGUUUGUGUAUUUGAUGAUUAUGACCGGUCCAUUAGUGAGGCGAUAAAGAUCACAAAACAACCCUCUCCUGAGCAAAUCAAAGAAGAGAAGCUGUGGCUAAAACUAAUGCAUCCACAAAUGGGAAGUGGAGUGAAUUGGGAAGAGAUUGAUGCAGGACAACUCAAAUUAUUGCUGGUUGCUUUAGUAUCAGAUGGAGGAAGAGACCUCAAAUUAUCAGUUUAUCAGAAUACGGAGAUUACAAACCCGAAAAUGCUAUGGACAUGGACUGCAACAGUAUUUAAUCUAGAGCAGAAUACUUCGAUGAGGUUGUUUAUAUGAUUCAUGAAUGUAAUAUAUGAUUCAUGAAUGUAAUAGGUUGUUUAUAAACAUUGAAAUCUAGUCUUUGAGCAACGUAUUUAUUUACAUUAAGCCAAUAAGUGUUAUCAAACUUAUUGGCAUUAGA
Messenger RNA from Dioscorea cayenensis subsp. rotundata (Guinea yam), 1124 nucleotides. RefSeq lists its product as uncharacterized. The coding region runs from base 674 to 1000 and encodes 108 amino acids. The record is from RefSeq and is a predicted model, not a curated record. The transcript is spliced from 4 exons. NCBI's taxonomy places the organism in Eukaryota, Viridiplantae, Streptophyta, Magnoliopsida, Dioscoreales, Dioscoreaceae.